UCAUUAGAAUAUUUGAUAAAAAUGUAUGUGGUGUCGUGUAUAACAUUUAAUAUACCUCAUAUUAGAAGCCUUUGAGGCAGCAAUUAACAGACAAAAUUGUGUGUUGAUCAACAAAGACCGUUUCGUUUGUCUCUUUGCGAUCAUCUAUAUUCUAAAAUCCCAGUUCUCUGAUUCCCUGCAACUUUAUAAAUCCUAAUUAAUCGAAACUACUUACACCUUCUUAGUUCACAGCAGUGAUGAUCACUUUCUUCUUCAUCAUCUCAAUCCUGGUAGUUUUAGCGAGAUUAAUCCACAAACUAUGGUGGAAGCCUCUUCAAAUCCAGAAAAUCCUCCGAUCACAAGGGAUCAAAGGGCCCUCCUACAAACUCAUUCAUGGAAACACCAAAGACAUCCUCAAAAUGAGGAAAGAAGCAAUCAGCAGCUGCGACGACCUCUGCAGUCAUGACGUUUUUCCAAGAAUUCUUCCCCACUUGAAUACGUGGAUCAAGUUAUAUGGAAGUAAUUUCCUCAUUUGGAUGGGUGAUCAACCUCAAAUAAUUGUCACUGAACCCGAGUUGGCUAGGGAGAUAUUAACAAAUAAGGAUGGAAUCUACAAAAAAUGCAAGCCUUUAAAUUAUGUUAAGAGGCUAUUGGGAGAUGGCCUUGUUGUAGCAGAAGGUGAAAAAUGGUCCAAAUUAAGAAAGCUCUCUAACUAUGCUUUUCAUGGAGACUCCUUGAAGGACAUGGUUCCUGCAAUGGUGGAGAGUGUGGACACUAUGUUGGAGAGAUUUGAAGGGAAUGUAGGUAAAGAAAUCGAGAUAAGCAAGGAAUUCAAGCUUUUAACCUCGGAUAUAAUCUCUAAGACUGCGUUUGGGAGCACCUACGUUGAAGGCCAAGACAUAUUCGACAUGCUCAUGAAGUUGGUAGUUUUGAUCACAAGAAAUGCUUUCAAGAUCAGACCUUUUGGCCUCAAGAGGAUUUGGAGGCCAAGUGAUGAGAUUGAAGCUGACAGAGUUGAGAAAUCACUGCGUGAUUCAAUUGUAUCGUUGGUUAGGAAGAGGGAAGAUAUGGUUAGGACAGGGCAGUUGGAAGACUUUGGUAAUGAUUUUCUUGGAGCCCUCAUGAAGGUUAAUCAUGAGGUUGAUCCCAAGAUUAGGAUCUCAUUAGAUGAUAUAGUUGAUGAGUGUAAGGUGUUUUUCAUUGCUGGACAUGAGACCACCAGCAGCUUGCUGUCAUGGACAGCUCUUCUGCUCUCCAUCCACGAGGAAUGGCAAGAGAGAGCGAGGGACGAGGUGCUUCAUCUCUUUGGAAUGGAUAAACCCACUGCACAAGGCCUUUCUAGGCUUAAAAUUCUGACUAUGAUUCUGAACGAGGCGUUGAGGCUGUACAGCCCGGUUCUUGCUCUCACGAGAAAAGUAGGGCAAGAAACGAGAUUAGGAAGGUACAAGAUUCCUGCAGAUGUUGAGGUGUACAUUCCACCAUUAGCACUGCAUAGGAAUCAUGAAAUAUGGGGGAGAGAUGCUCAUCUGUUCAAGCCUGAGAGGUUUGGUGAUGGGGUGGCUAAGGCCGCAAAUGGGAAUCCCACGGCCUUGGACUUCCUCCCAUUCGGGGCCGGCCCAAGGGCAUGUGUGGGCUUGAACUUUGCAGGUCAUGAGGCGAAGGUCGCGCUCAUCAUGAUCCUGCAGCGUUAUAAGCUCACGCUCUCGCCAAACUAUGUCCAUGCCCCUUUUCAGCUUCUCACUGUCAAUCCUCAACAUGGAAUUCAAAUCAUUCUGCAAUCUGCGUAGAAUGAAUGUGUGCUGAUCACUUGGUUAAAAAAAUGUAAUUUUCCCUUUUAUAUGUUGAUAGAAACUGUAUUAGUUCUAUCUCAUUCUACAUUAAAAACAUAUGUAUCCUAGGAAACAUCUAAUGUCACUUUCAUUGCCUUGUUUGCC
This is a messenger RNA of Salvia miltiorrhiza (redroot sage), 1913 nucleotides long. RefSeq names its product cytochrome P450 CYP749A22-like. Gene Ontology annotation, molecular function: heme binding; monooxygenase activity; oxidoreductase activity, acting on paired donors, with incorporation or reduction of molecular oxygen. The coding region runs from base 237 to 1766 and encodes 509 amino acids. The transcript is spliced from 5 exons. The record is from RefSeq and is a predicted model, not a curated record. Lineage: Eukaryota; Viridiplantae; Streptophyta; Magnoliopsida; Lamiales; Lamiaceae.